Molecule: messenger RNA, 1005 nt
Organism: Talaromyces rugulosus
Lineage: Eukaryota; Fungi; Ascomycota; Eurotiomycetes; Eurotiales; Trichocomaceae
Exons: 4
Coding region: 1-1005 (334 amino acids)
Biological process (GO): protein targeting to vacuole; negative regulation of gluconeogenesis; proteasome-mediated ubiquitin-dependent protein catabolic process
Cellular component (GO): extrinsic component of membrane; GID complex
Source: RefSeq, a predicted model, not a curated record
AUGCCGACGCCGAGUGACAACGCGUCUGUCCUGACUGCUGCGAGCGCGAUUGCUGAAGAAGAGCCCAUAGCACACGCGACGUGCCCGCCCGAGGUUGUCAGACAGACGACGAUUUAUUCAGUCGCUUCAGAGGAGCGCCAGCAACAAAAUGGUAUAGCCGAGCUCGCCACCACCACCACCACCACCGAAGAAGACACACAAGGCUCAGGCGAUGCUGCGCCGUUUGCGAUAGAAGAAUCCUCUCCGAAGACGAAAAAUCGCGACGAGGAUGCGUUUAUGACGACGACUUUGAGUCCGGAAAGCUCUCCUUUGGAGGCCAAGGAGGAUCAGUCUAGCAGCCCGACCGGCUCUGCGACGUCAUCCGUCGUCUCGUCUACAUCCGCCUCGUCCUCGCUCAACUAUGACUUCUCUAAUGUCCGGCUUUUGCCGAAUUACACAUCCUCCUUUUUGCGCUCCGGAAGCAGAUUCGAAGGCACUCAGCAGUCCGACUCCCAGGUUUACUAUGUAGACGUGGAAAUCAAACAUGUCGACAUGGCGGAAUCAUAUCUAUGCGGCUAUCUCCGCAUAAAAGGCAAGUUUUCUUUGUUUUUUUGUUUUUUUUUUGGACCAGAAACCCGAUUACCUACGAUCAUCGGAACGAAGCACACAUUUCAAACCAAAAACGAUACCUGGGGCGCCAAUGAAAAAACAGAUAUGCAGCACUGGGCCCGGUUUCCGGCAUGGAGGCCGUUGGCAAAGCAGGCAAAGAAGGCCAACUUUACCUAUCGGAAUUUCGCCCAGCGAGAGCAUCUAUUUAUGCGCUGGAAGGAGUAUUUCCUUGUGCCUGAUCACCGCGUGCGCCAGAUCACUGGGGCGAGUUUUGAGGGGUUUUACUAUAUAUGCUUCAACCAGGUGGAAGGGACCAUCAGUGGUAUCUAUUUCCAUGCGAAAAGCGAAAAAUACCAACAACUCGAGCUCAAACACGUCCAAGACCGUGGCUGUGCUCCGGCAAUUGAGUUUCGUUAA